This is a messenger RNA of Capsella rubella, 1728 nucleotides long. Its product is annotated as protein SMAX1-LIKE 3. The record is from RefSeq and is a predicted model, not a curated record. The transcript has 3 exons. NCBI's taxonomy places the organism in Eukaryota, Viridiplantae, Streptophyta, Magnoliopsida, Brassicales, Brassicaceae. Bases 21 to 1655 code for a protein of 544 amino acids.
UAUAGAUACAUAUAUUGAGUAUGAGGAGUGGAGGUUACAGUGUCCAGCAAGCCCUCACGCCUGAGGCUGCAACUAUGGUGAAACAAGCCAUGGCCUUGGCUAGACUGCGAGGGCAUGCUCAGGUCACGCCUCUACAUGUAGCUAACACCAUGCUCUCUGCUUCCAUGGGUUUACUCAGAACAGCUUGCCUCCAAUCUCACACUCAUCCUCUUCAAUGCAGAGCACUCGAGCUCUGUUUCAAUGUCUCUUUGAACCGUCUGCCAACUUCCACAGGGAGUCCUAUGUUGGUCCCUUGCAUAUCUAACUCUCUGGCUGCAGCUUUUAAGCGUGCGCAGGCUCACCAGCGGCGUGGUUUCAUCGAGAGCCAGCAACACCCAAUCUUGGUCGUCAAGAUUGAACCUGAACAGCUCAUAAUAUCCAUACUUGAUGAUCCUGGUGUGAGUAGAGUGAUGAGAGAGGCUGGUUUCUCAAGUCCUCAAGUGAAGAACAAGGUGGAGCAAGCUGUGUCUUUGAAGAUUUGCUCCAAUAAAUCCAAGGCAAAAAAUUUACUUACUGCAGCGGUCAAGAACUUCAGUGAGAUCGAAAAUGAAACCAUCCUAGAAUGCUCAACGGUGACGGAUGCAGAAGGUAAGAGAAGAAGCAGCAAUGUGAUCACAGCUCUCCCAGCAUGGCUUCAGCAAUACAAGAAGGAGAAUCAACAAAAGGACACUGAUUCUGAUAACUCAAUCUGCAAUUUAGUCCACAAACGGACAUCUGAGAAAACCAUUGAUCUUUCUUCUCUUUCUCCUUCUUCCUCUUCUUGCAAUACUUAUGUUUCUACAGAUGCCAACUUAAGAUUAUUCGCACCAGAACAUAAUAAUGACCUCACAACAACGCUCUUGAUGAACUCUGCAGCCUCUUCUAGCGAUGCAGUAGACAUUGAAUAUGUCUCCAGGUUUAAAGAGAUGAAUGUUGAAAACCUAGAAACUCUCUGUGAUGCCUUAAGUAGCAAGGCACCGAGGCAAAAGGAUGUUAUCCCUGAUAUUGCGAGAGCAAUAUUGAAAUGCAGGUCCGGUUCAACACCUAGGAAGAUCAGAAACGGGAUUCGAAAAGAAGAAACUUGGUUGUUUUUCCAAGGUGUGGAUGUGGAGUCCAAGGAGAAGAUAGGUAGAGAGUUGGCGAAACUUGUGUUCGGAUCAGUUAACAGCUUUGUUCCAAUAAGCUUGAGCAGCUUCUCUUCCUCUUCUAUGGAAGAUCUCGGUAACAAGAGGAGGAGAGACGGAGAUAGCUGGAACUACAUCCAGAGAUUGUUCGAAGCAGUGUCUUGUGAUCCACACAGAGUGUUCUUUGUCGAAGAUAUAGAGGAAGCUGACUAUUUAUGUCACAUGAGUUUCAAGAAAGCCAUUGAGAGAGGAAAACUUCAAAGUGGAAGUGGUGAAGAAGCGUUUCUUAAAGACGCAAUCGUGAUCUUGAGCUGUGAAAGAUUCAGCUCGAGAUCAUCAAGACCAUGUUCGCCUUCAGAGGAUGAUAGAAAGAUGAGGAGCCCUUGUGUAUCUCUCGAUCUAAGUCUUUCUAUUGAUCAUGAUGAUAAUAUUCAUGAUGGAUAUUGCAGUGAUCAUAUUGGAUUACUUGAUGCUGUAGAUGCACACAUUCUUUUUAGCGUGUCGUCAACAUAGAUUCAUGUGAUUUCACUACCUUGGUCAUGAUCUUGGUACAUACUAAUAUGACAUGGUAACGUGUUUUUUCGCC